Messenger RNA from Ectocarpus siliculosus, 1201 nucleotides. Lineage: Eukaryota; Phaeophyceae; Ectocarpales; Ectocarpaceae. The record is from the annotation of a GenBank genome assembly.
AGCUGCCAGCUGUCAGGUCACCAGGUUGACCGUUCCUUCUCUCCUGUGUAGGAUGCCGAACUCGAGCGCGGCUAGCGUCACCGCCGUGGUAUCGGCCCUAGCGGUAUGCUCGUUGUCUGCGGACGCGUUCUUCACAGCGGGUCGCCUGCCGUCAUCUGGCGGUAGGGUAAGCUCAUCAGCAAGGCAAUCAACAUGCGAGUCGUCCUCGUGGGGUCGAGCAUCAUCGCUGAGAUUUUCUAGCUCGGCAACGCAGGCAGCGGCACGAAACAGGGGCUUGACAUCCGUGCAAUCAGCAUCGACGACGACAACAACCUCCGAACAAGCAGCCACCCACGGUAGCGUCACCUUCCUGCCAGAGAACGACGAGCUUGCCGCGGAGGAGACCGUGGAGAUCAUCUACACCCCCCCCACCGGGCUGUUCGAGGGUGCGGACUCCCUUCUCUACUGCGGCGGCUUCAACGGCUGGGACGGCGAGGAGGACGGGGUGACGAUGCCCAUGAUGCCGGCGGGGGACGAGGGGAACUUCCGAAUCAGCAUCAACGUGCCCAACUUUGCUAGAGUUCUAGACUUCGUGGUGACGGACGGCGUUAGGUACGACACCGGCCCGGAGGGUCUGUUCUACCACGCCAUGGUGACCCACGUACGGGAGGCGGAUAAGGCGGGGAACAUCAUCACCUACCGCCAGGAGGCCGACGGGACGCUCAUCAAAACCGGGAUGAUCGAGAAGGUCGACCCGCAGGAGCUCGAGCGCAUGAUGGACGAGGCGACCAAGGCUCAAGCCGCGGCCGCUGCCCCGCCCCCGGUGGCGGACCCCAUGGUGGACGAGACCAUGGCGGAGGUAGAGCAGGGGUUGAGGCAAGAGAUCACCGUGACCAUCGACGAGCAGGACGCUGUGCAGAAGAUGCGCGCGGAGGCCUCGGUGCUGGGGGAACGCCUGGGGCUGGGCAACAUGCAGGUGAACGAAGCGCGAGACGCCUUCGACGUUCACGACAACGAGCAGGGGCUGCUGGCUUUCGAAGACGUCGGCAAGGUUUUGGAUAAGCUCGGCUUUCAAGACGAGCUGGACUCCGCCCAGCUUGCGGAGUUGAUCGGGACGCACGUGCUAGAGAAAAGGCCGGACGCCGAUACGAUGACCUUGACUGAGUUCAUGUACCUAUUCAAGGCAUUAGACGACAUGGACAUCGGCAUCGACAUCUGCUAG